Molecule: messenger RNA, 1002 nt
Organism: Rotaria sordida
Lineage: Eukaryota; Metazoa; Rotifera; Eurotatoria; Philodinida; Philodinidae
Source: the annotation of a GenBank genome assembly
AUGUCUAUAACUGAAGAACAAAAAAAUAUUGUAAGAUCAACAGCACCAGUCUUGAAAGAAAAUGGCAAAGAAAUAACUUCAAUUUUUUAUAAACAUAUGUUUGCAGCUCAUCCAGAAUUAUUAAAUUUAUUCAAUCAAACUAAUCAAAAGGUUGGCACACAACCAUUAGCAUUAGCUAAUACAGUUUAUUUUGCUGCUGAAAAUAUUGAUCAUUUGGAUGUACUUACACCACAAGUUAAACUUAUUGCUCAUAAACAUCAACAACAAUUAUAUGAUGAACUUGGUCCAGAUGAACGUGAUAAAGGUUUUGUUCCAUUGACAAUUAUCAAAAAAGAAACUAUUGCAAGUGGACCUAUUGUUGCUCUUACAUUAGAACGUCCUGAUGGUGGAAAAAUGCAUAAUUAUCAUGCCGGACAAUAUAUUACACUUCGUAUUAAAAAAGAUGGUUCGUUUCAUAAUCGACAUUAUAGUCUUCUUGAACCAUUCAAUGGUAAAACUUAUCGUGUUGCUAUUAAAGAUGAAAUUGAUCAUGAACCAAAAGGUGAUACAAUUUUAACAAGUUUUCCAGCGGGUACAUUUACAUUAAUUGAAGAUGGUAAACAUCAUUUAUUAAUUGCUGGUGGAAUUGGCAUAACUCCUCUUUCAUCAUUGAUUUUAGAAUUACAUAAACAAAAUAAAAUAAAAUCUGCAACAUUAAUUCAUUGUGUACCAACAAAAGAACAUGCAGCUUUUACUGAUGAAUUGAAACCGAUUCUUUCGGAAAAUCAAUAUUAUUUAUUUUGUCAAGGUGAAAAAUUAGGAAAAGAUGAUAUAAAAAAGUUUUUAACACCGGAUACACACGUGUAUAUAUGUGGUUCAAUACCAUUUAUGAAUCAACUUGAAGAUUAUUUAACUGAAUGUAAUCAUCAUCCACCAUCUCAAAUUCAUAUCGAAGUAUUUCAACCAUCACUUAGUGUAUUAAGAAAUGCUGUUAAAGACAAAGCAACAACAAAAACAUUAUAA